Molecule: messenger RNA, 7339 nt
Organism: Dicentrarchus labrax (European seabass)
Lineage: Eukaryota; Metazoa; Chordata; Actinopteri; Moronidae
Product: rho guanine nucleotide exchange factor 12
Exons: 37
Coding region: 706-4968 (1420 amino acids)
Biological process (GO): G protein-coupled receptor signaling pathway; Rho protein signal transduction; RNA processing
Cellular component (GO): cytoplasm
Molecular function (GO): G protein-coupled receptor binding; guanyl-nucleotide exchange factor activity; adenosine deaminase activity
Source: RefSeq, a predicted model, not a curated record
UUCCAUUUGCAUCACACUGUCGAGCAAAAAAAAAAAAACAGCCCAAAAUGUGCCGUGCAGAAAUGUGUGCAGAUUAAAGUGAACAGACCUGGAAGAGGAUGCUACAGAAAACUGCUCCCAAAUCAGCCCUUAGUGUUGGAAAUAAGAGUUCACUUCGGAUCCAGCAGCCAAAGUUUGACGCAAUUCUUCCCCGGGGGGACAUCAGGAAUAGGCUGGAUUGUCACCAUGGAAGUAUUUCAUGAGGAAAAAGUAGAGCUAUAUCCUCUAUAAUCUGGAUUUGGGGGCAAUCUGAGGAGGAAGUUUGGGGGAAAAAAACAAACAUUUUAAAUGCAAGUUGUGUGCAGUAGUUCACGGUUUUCCAGAUGUCUCUGCUGAUGCAAACAGCGGCUGCUUAUUGAAACACAUUCACACCCCAAAGAGGAAAGAAAAAAGGAGCAUAUUUCUUCUUUUAUUGCAACUUUAAGCUUUAUUAACGUCGCUGGGAAUGACUGUAAGAGCAAUUUGGGAUUUUCCAGCAAGCGUUUCCAUUAAAAUAACUGGGUUUUAAACUCUAUAUGCUGGAUGUAACGACUCGUCGACGUUUUCUGGACAUGGACGGACACCGAGGACACAAUAUAAAGGAGCCGCUUUAAUAAAUAAGAGCCAGGCGUUAUGAUGAAAAUGUUAUUCGGGUGAAGUCCUCGGAAAACUCGUAAGGGAAGCUCAAUGAGUGGCACACAGUCAACACUCACUGACAGGACCCCAAGCAUUCUCAACAAGGACCCCACAGACAAGAAACGUAAAAAUGAGAAAUCCUCAGUCUCCCUCAAACAUGAGUUUGACCCCACAGGUCUUGUCCAGCGGUGUGUGAUAAUCCAGAGAGAUGAAAAUGGCUUUGGGCUGACCGUAAGUGGAGACAACCCUGUGUUUGUGCAGCUGGUUAAAGAAGAUGGAGCUGCAAUGCGAGCUGGUGUUCAGACAGGAGACAGGAUCAUUAAGGUUAAUGGGACCUUAGUUACACAUUCAAACCACAUAGAGGUUGUGAAGCUCAUAAAAUCGGGUUCCUAUGUGGCUCUGACAGUGCUGGGGAGGCCUCCGGGGCUUCGUCAGAUCCCCCUGGAGGAGGGAGAGGAGAAAGAGAAGGAGGAAGGGGCAGAGGUCAGUCCACCCUCCUCUCUCUCAGCUCCACACUCACCUGCGCUGCCAGGUGGGGAGCAAUGCGGCCCCGUGACCGGCAGCACGUCCUGCAGCCCCCAGGACCACAUCGCCUCCUCUCUGCCUGAUGGGGCUGAGAACAAAACCAUGCACAGUCAGAAGGCAGACAAUCUGCACAAGAUGCUAACCAGGGAGCAACAAGACCUACAGGUUGGAGCCACAGGGUCCAGGAGUAGUGACGCUGACGAGGGCAACAGUGGGGCUCCUCUGAGGGAACAGACCCCGUCCGCCCGGGGUGACAGCGGUAACGACGGGCCCUCGACCAACAAUAACUCUAUGCACAGCAGCCCCCUCCCAGAGAGUCCUGGCAAAAGAGAGACGCCCUGUCAGAGCCCGGACGUCAGCCGCAAAGACGGCAUCAACUUCUGCUCGUCGCCCGACGCUGAGGACCCCCCUGACACAGACUGCAGUGCUCAGUGCAUUGUUGGUAGCUCUCCCUACCUCCUCCACCCCCAGAUCAUCGGAGCAGAAGAUGAAUACUUUGGCUCUCAGCAAGAGCAGAUUAAUGGAGAGUGCAGCUCUUUCCAGAAUAUAGACUUGCUGAAAUCUCGGCCAGCUCACCUCGCAGUCUUUCUUCAUCACGUUGUCUCACAGUUUGACCCUGCACCUUUGCUCUGUUAUCUCUACGCUGACAUGCACAAGCAAACCAGCUCCAAAGAAAGCCGGCGCUUCUUUAUUGAAUUCCACUCAUUCUUUAUGGAUCGAACAGCAAAUCUUAAAGUACCCCUGCCAGACACAAUAGCAGCUGAAUUGGAGAAGCGGAGGCUGGAGUUAAUCCCUGAGGAGGUCUGCAAACAGUACACGCAGCUGUUACAGGACACACUUCUACCAGACCUGCACAAGAACCUGGAAGACUUCAGACAGAAGCGCAGUAUGGGUCUAACUCUGGCCGAAGAUGAGCUGUCUAAGCUGGACUUGGAGCAAGGAAAAGAGGCCUUGGAGAAGGAAUGCUCCUGUGCUGAACACAUCCUCUCCAAGAUAGAUGAUAUCCUGUUGGUGUCACAGCCCACAGAAGAGGAGAAGUGCCAAACAAUGCAGUAUGUGAUUCUCACCUAUAUGAAGCACCUUGGGGUGAAAGUGAAGGAGCCUCGCAGCCUCGAACAUAAACGGGCACGCAUCAACUUCCUACCCAAGAUUAAGAAGACUAUCAAGUCUGAGAAGGACGGUGAGGAGAAGGUGAAAAAGCCUCGGUUUCCCAACAUCCUCGGCCCCCCUCGGCGUAUCAGCAGAGUGGACUCCACCUCAGUCGGUAAGGCUGUGGAGAUGAACAAGCAGCGGUCACCAAAGCAGCUCUCUCAGCCGGCCUUCGGCAUACCUGAGCAGUCGGACUCAUCUGCAGCGAAUUCUGGACGGAUCCGUGGAAAUCAGUCCAGUGAGGGAUCGGACACCAGCAGCCAAUUUUUGCCUUCCACCACCUCCCCUACGCACAGCUCGCCCACCGGUCAGACUUCAGAUACAAGUGGACAAGACUCAGACUCCAAUGUGUCUCCAUUCUGCAUCCAGCCCAGGCUGAGCGAGGGUCUGCAGUCUGGUGACCACCAGGAAGGCGUCUCCAGUCCGACUCAGUUUGACUUCAGCCCCUCCAACUUGGAGCAGUCACCGGAGGAAGACCAGGACACGUUCAGCAGGAUGGAGGUGCAGUGUGGGGUGUGUUCAGCUGACGUCCAGAGUGAAGACGAUCAGGGAGGUGAGAUAGAGUAUGAAGAGGACCCUCUGAACUGGCAGAGUCUGGUCAGCCGAGGCGUUUUGGCCAGCUUAACGCCACAGGAGAUCAAACGGCAGGAAGUCAUCAAUGAGCUGUUCUACACUGAGCGCGCCCACUUGCGGACUCUGAAGGUGCUGGACGUUGUUUUCUACCAGAGGUUGAGCAGAGACGGUAUCCUCCCCCCAGAAGACAUCAAACACAUCUUUAUUAACCUGGAGGAAAUCAUUCAGCUGCAUGUUUAUGUAACAGAGCAGAUGACAGCGAUUGGGAAGAGGAGUGAGACAUCGGUCAUCGGUCCGAUCGCAGAUGAUCUCCUGGCGUGGUUCAGCGGGGAGGAAGAGGAGAAGAUAAAGAGAGCAGUGGGAACUUUCUGUAGUAACCAGCCGUCUGCACUGGAGCUCAUCAAGAGCCGGAAGAAGAAAGACCAGAGGUUCAAUUUAUUCAUGCAGAAAGCUGAGAGCAACCGUCUGUGUCGCAGGCUGCAGCUUAAAGACAUCAUUCCUGUAGAAAUGCAGAGAGUCACCAAGUAUCCACUCCUACUGGACAAGAUUGCCAAGUACACAGAAGAUGGCGAUGAGAGGGAGAAGGUGAAGAAAGCUGGAGAAUGUUGCAAAAAGAUCCUCAACCACGUCAACCAGGCUGUCAAAGAGGCUGAAAACAAACAGAGGUUACAGGAUUAUCAGAGGAGGUUAGACCUCUCAUCGCUCAAACCUAGUGAAAACCCAAUGAUCCUGGAGCUGAAGAAUCUGGACCUGACCAAGAGGAAGAUGGUGCACGAGGGACCUCUCUCCUGGAAAGUCAAUAAAGACAAGACAAUUGAGCUGUACACGAUCCUCCUGGAGGAUAUCCUGGUUUUACUGCAGAAACAGGACGAGCGUUUGGUCCUCAAAUUCCACGGCAAGAAUCCUGCCAGCGCCGCCGACACCAAACACAUCUUCAGCCCCAUCAUCAAACUCAACACCGUGUUGGUUCGCCCAGUGGCGACUGACAACAAGUCUUUCUUCGUGCUGUCCAUGUCUGAAAACGGGGCUCAGAUCUACGAGCUGAUGGCGCAGACGGUGUUCGAUCAAAGAGCGUGGCAGUGUCUGAUCACACAAUGUGCUGAAGCCAUGAAGGCCAAACCCCACAGCAACAGAGACACACCUUCGGCUCAGUCUGAUGCUGAGCGGGAUGCGAUUGAAAUCAUCAAACAUGGGAUGCCCAAGGCGAGCAAAGAUCCUAACAGCACAUCGAGCGGAAGCAUCAGUUCUUCAGAUAAAGACGCCGCCUCUUCUCCCGACAUUCAAGCUCCACCGAGUAUGAACCCGUUCGAUGGCAUGAAAUCAGAAGACGAGGAAGAGGAGAUGGCCGUAGCGGACAGGCAGGAGGAUGAGGAGGAGGAUGAAGAGGUGGAUGAAGCAGAACUAGAGGCUUUCCUGGACGGGCAGCUGGCAGACACACUGCCCUUCCUGCAGCAAGGGUCACGUCAGGGCAUCGCCAUUGAAAACCAGGAGCACAACGCGUUCGGCUUACCCUCCUCCAAAGGGGAAGAGGCUCUCAGGACAUUGGCGAUGCUGAAGCAGUCUCUUUUCAACCACAUGAUGAGCAGAGAGGCAGAGGAGGAGACAGAGAACAAGCAGAGUGGGGCCCCUGGGUGUCAGCUGAAUGCCUCUCUGCCUGGGAGCCCUGAGGGGCCCUCUGCUGCGUGUGAUGAGGGCAGAGCGUCUGCAAACUCACAGAAAGACAGCCAUCAGCUCCCGUCAGGACCCUCAGGACUGUCAGAGACAGCUGAACGCAACGGUGGUUUUGUGGUUCUGGAUUUUGUUGGGGGCUCCGAGGAGAGCAGCACCGAUGAUGAUGGGGGAGUAGGAGGUGAUGUGGGUAUCGACAUGAGGAAACUGCUGUCCUCCUCCUCACAGACAGGGGGCAGCGGAGGCCCAAACCUCAGCAGGCAGCUUAUGACUCACCUGCGCCUCCUGCAGGCCGACCUGCAGUAUCUGAAGGAGGUGGAGAUAAAGUACAACGAGCUGCGACAAACACACAGCGACCCGGCUACUGACUCAGACGACAACAAUGAUGGGAUUCAGUGACGAAAGUCUUCCCGCUCUCUCCUUCGUAUGAGCCAGGUUUCAUUUUACUCCAUGAUUACUUUCUUCUGGAGGGAUCCUUGACCAUUUAACACUGAUGUCGCCCAAUAAUGGAGGCCGAAUGCCUGAUCUGCCACUUCAGGCAUUUGUGACAAUCAGUGGAAGACGUCAUUAUUAUAGGAAUGUUCCACUAUAAACUCAAAAUCCUUCUCAGGAGAGACACUGUGGAAUCACCUGAGGACAAUUCAGUUGCUUUCUGCUAUAAUAAUAAUAAUCAACUGCAUAAAUGAUCUUAAACACUGGAGAUAUGACAUGGAACAGGGCCAAUGCAUGUACAGCAGAGAAGCAUUAAGAGAUGAAAAGAGACUUGAAGACUCUGACAGUGACCACGCUGAGGAUCUGGAAGGUUCAGGACUCACUGCUGUAAGCUUGAUAUAAAAGUCUGCAAUAAGAGAUAACCUCUAACUGUACAUAUUCAGCCCGGCAUGCCACAUAGUUGAACAUACUUAAAGGUAGACUUCCUUAUUUUGUAAAAGUUAAAUGUUAAAUGCCAAAAUUGUACUCUCAAUACACUGAUUAUGUUUUUAAAUUUGGCAACACACAAGAGGCUGUCUUCAAAAUGAUUAUUUUAUGUUGUAUGUCUUUAGCCUAGCUUAGUGUAAAACUGGAAUUGAGGGUGAACAGCCAACCAGCACCUUUAGAGUUCACUUAUUAAAAUGUUGUGUCUUGUUUGUUUCAUCCAUACACAAACAAGAAAUUUAAAAAUGACUUUAUGGAUGGAGUUUAUGGUUUUUCAGGGAUUUUUGAAGUGCUGGACGGAUGGAUAAACUGUUGUCUGUCAUAAAAUAGUCCCACUAAAACCACAAAUUGUUUUUACAUUUAUGUUUCUGUACGGAUUAUUGUUAAUUAGUGAGCUUUAAAGGUGUUUUUAGGCAGAGCCAGGCUAACAAUUUCCCUCUACUUCCACUCUUUGUGCUAAGCUAGGCUAAUUAAGUCCUGAUAGUGACGUCUCACUCUCAGAAAGAAAGCGAAUAAGCAUACUGUAUGUUCUCAAGAUUGUAAAGUAGUAUUCUUUCAAGCACAUGAAUAAUACCAUUUAAAUUUGGUUAUAAGAGGCUUGUGUACGUGUUCAGGUUUAAUAGACUUUACAUCAUUUAUUUGGGAACUGACCACAAAUAUCCAAUGAAAAACAGUCCUAUUUUCAAAGAUAAAAACACUUCCAGUACUGUUUAUUAGUGUUCUUGGUUUGAAUGUCUGAGCAAAUAGCUUAAAAAUUAAAUAAUGUUCAGCAGCUGACUUUAAAGUCCCUGAUUUUCAAAUUUCCUAUAGCACUUGAAUGUAGCAUAAUACAGCAAAGACACUUUGAUCCAAGUCUGCCUACAGUUCACCAAAUUUGAGCCAAAUUAAUACAACAGUACAGAAGGAUGAUAAGAACAGAACCUGUUUCAAAGAAUCUACAUUGGUCAAAUGGAGUUUGGCACAUAUGCAGUAAGGAAACAGAUUUGGAAAAUACUGAUUGGUUUGUUGUUCCAGUGAGUGCUGAUAGUGAAAUCUGUAGUCCUCUGUCAUCUUCCCGGUAGGUAGAACGGCAAAACAACUACAGCUGUAAAAUUAAUUAUUGACAUUGUGUGUAACUGCUGGUGUCUUUCUGAUGCUGAAAUGCAUCUAAGAGCACAAAUACUCCAUCAAAUAGAUCGUGUGCACAUGUGAAUUUAUUGAAUUGAACUUAUUUGUAUUCCCGGCCCUUUUUUUCCUUACUUCCACUGGCCUCCAUGAUAGUGUGCACAGUGCGGUGAUUGACUAAUCUGAGUGCUUUUGUACAUCUUUAAACACUAAAAACGAGUCUCUGUAGUCCCCCGAAAUAUUGUGAGGAGGUUUUCUCCAAGAUCACUUCAGCCUCUGCAACAGGCUCCUCAUACAGGCUACAAAGAGUCACUCGUCAAACCUCUGCACUUCACUUCAGCGGUUGGAUGCAAAUAUUUGUUCACAUUAUGGCUUCGAUUUUUUAACGAAAUAGAUAAAAACAAAUUAAAAAGAAAAGCCUGAAAAGUCAGUGUAGACUAAAUAGAUUGUUAUGGACUGUUUUCAAUGUAAAGGAAUAUAAUGUACAAUUAUGACUGUAUUUUAAAGGUUUUGUGUGUUGUUUUGUUUUUUUACACCAUGCAAUCAUGUAAUGUUUUAACACAAACUACUUAAAAAGAGGGUAAAGUAUCCAUGCAGCAUUAAUCUGUGUCAUAAAUGUUCCAAAUGUUAUAUUUUAUUACGUUGUUAUUAACCCUGUUAACAUGUUUGCUGAUGAGAGCACAAAUAGCUCCUCUUAGAUGAGGAGAUUUUAAGAUGAUCUGUUGUUAAAAAUUAAGGAAAGACUGAAAAA